This is a messenger RNA of Lepus europaeus (European hare), 1571 nucleotides long. It is a transcript of the gene SH3GL3, whose product is annotated as SH3 domain containing GRB2 like 3, endophilin A3. The coding region runs from base 90 to 1133 and encodes 347 amino acids. Gene Ontology annotation, cellular component: cytoplasm; glutamatergic synapse; presynapse. Gene Ontology annotation, molecular function: protein binding. The transcript is spliced from 9 exons. Lineage: Eukaryota; Metazoa; Chordata; Mammalia; Lagomorpha; Leporidae. The record is from RefSeq and is a predicted model, not a curated record. Gene Ontology annotation, biological process: synaptic vesicle uncoating; endocytosis.
CCCGGCCGCCCGCUCUCCCCGCGCGUCGCGGCCGCGUGGCCCGGCUGAGCCCCGAGACCACCACCCGGCUCGGGCCAGGCGCAGUCGCGAUGUCGGUGGCCGGGCUGAAGAAGCAGUUCCACAAAGCCAGCCAGCUAUUUAGCGAGAAAAUAAGUGGUGCCGAAGGAACGAAACUAGAUGACGAAUUUCUUGACAUGGAGAGGAAAAUCGACGUAACCAAUAAGGCUGUCACAGAAAUCCUUUCAAAAGCCACCGAAUAUCUUCAGCCGAAUCCAGCAUACAGAGCUAAGCUGGGGAUGCUGAACACUGUGUCGAAGAUCCGAGGGCAGGUGAAGACCACCGGCUACCCGCAGACGGAGGGCUUGCUGGGAGACUGUAUGCUCAAGUAUGGGAAGGAGCUCGGGGAAGACUCCACCUUCGGCAAUGCGUUAAUAGAAGUCGGCGAAUCCAUGAAACUCAUGGCCGAGGUGAAAGAUUCCCUGGACAUCAACGUGAAGCAGACGUUCAUUGACCCGCUUCAGCUGCUGCAAGACAAAGAUUUGAAAGAGAUUGGGCACCACCUGAAAAAGUUGGAAGGCCGCCGCCUGGAUUACGACUAUAAGAAGAAGCGAGUAGGUAAGAUCCCCGACGAAGAAGUCAGACAAGCGGUAGAAAAGUUUGAAGAGUCCAAGGAGCUGGCCGAACGCAGCAUGUUUAAUUUCCUAGAGAAUGACGUAGAGCAGGUGAACCAGCUGGCUGUGUUUGUGGAGGCGGCACUGGACUACCACAGACAGUCCACGGAGAUCCUGCAGGAGCUGCACAACAAGCUACAGAUCCGAAUAUCGGCUGCAUCCAACAUCCCCAGACGGGAGUACAGGCCGAGGCCCGUGAAAAGGAGCUCGAGUGAGCUCAAUGGGGUUCCCACCUCGUCCACGGCAAAGACUUCCGGUUCUAACGCUACCAUGGACCAGCCCUGCUGUCGUGGUCUCUAUGACUUUGAGCCAGAGAACCAAGGAGAAUUAGGAUUUAAAGAAGGGGACAUCAUUACGUUAACCAAUCAGAUAGACGAAAACUGGUAUGAAGGAAUCAUUCACGGGGAGUCUGGAUUCUUCCCCAUUAACUAUGUCGAAGUGAUUGUGCCUUUACCGCAGUGAGCGUGCACCUGCGCCUCCGGAGGUCCUUUCGUAACUGAAAUCAAUACACAGUGUUCUCCCCGUGUGGCGUUCUGUGAUCUGCUUGCUCUCUGGACCACCUCCCGACUUUUGUAUGCGUGUUUUCUCUUUCUAAUGUAAUUUUGUACCACUUUCAUUUGUAUAAAUGAUUUUUUUCUUGUCCUAGCUCCAUGCAAACAGUUUUUCUUUCUUUGCUUCUUGUCCUGCACGUCAUUGGGUUAAAUGUCUGUGCUUCCUGUCGCUGAAAACAAACUGGCCCCACUGCAGCCACGUCAGCCAGCUGCCCUCAGCUGCCCGCCCGCGGGGACGCGACAUUUGAAACCAAGAAACGCUCCAGUGUUUUGUUUCUUGACCUGAUUGACGGCAUCUGGUCUCUUCCCUGCGUCGUGUUUUAAGCUUACCUGUGAAUAACCCAAUAAA